This is a messenger RNA of Bicyclus anynana (squinting bush brown), 9280 nucleotides long. It is a transcript of the gene Syx7, whose product is annotated as syntaxin-7. Gene Ontology annotation, cellular component: endomembrane system; SNARE complex; synaptic vesicle. The transcript has 8 exons. Gene Ontology annotation, molecular function: SNAP receptor activity; SNARE binding. The record is from RefSeq and is a predicted model, not a curated record. Bases 267 to 1049 code for a protein of 260 amino acids. NCBI's taxonomy places the organism in Eukaryota, Metazoa, Arthropoda, Insecta, Lepidoptera, Nymphalidae. Gene Ontology annotation, biological process: intracellular protein transport; vesicle-mediated transport; vesicle fusion.
UGUAAUCUGUUGGGCCUUCAUUUGUCGUCUGUGACGAUUGUGUGUUGGCUUUCAAAUAAAAAAAAUUAAUUAAUUUAUUAUAUUACAAAUGUAUGUUUAUUCUGGACGUUCUACAUAUAAAUAAUAUUAACUUGUACUUGGAGUGUCCGAGGAAAGUCACGCGUUUUCUUUCUUUUUGGUUUCACAGUAUUUUGUACUGCAAGUGAACAUCCUUAAAAUAAUUUAUCAGUAAUUCGAUUACAGUUGUGUGCUUUUUAGAGUCCACAAUGGAGGCGUCAUAUCAAGGUGGUGUAUCAUAUGAGAGCAAUGAUAGCUUUCAACGAAUCACUCAAACAAUUGCAAGCAAUAUCAAAAAAAUAUCACAAAAUGUUUUGUCCAUGAACAAGAUGAUAAACCAGCUUCAGACGCCGCAAGACUCUCAGGAGCUUAGGAAUCAAUUGCGUCAGAUUCAGAACUACACUCAAAAGCUGGCGAAGGACACGUCCACCAUGAUCAUGGAGCUGAUGAAGAUGCCGACGGACGCGCACGCCAACAAGCUCACCAGAGACCGCCUCCGCGACGAGUACAUGGCCACCUUGAACGCGUUCCAGGCGACGCAGAAGACAGCCGCACAGAAGACUAAAGAAGAUGUACGGAAGGCCAAAGCAAACAGCGGCAUCAGUCUCCCGGACCCUUUCUCCUACGGCGAUCGCGCGGAGAGCGGUGAGGCGGGCCGCGUGCGCUCGCAGCAGCUGCAGCUGGCGGCGCAGAGCGAGACGGAGCUACAGGAGUUGCAGGAGCGCGAGAGGGAUAUCCGACAGCUGGAGAACGACAUAUUGGACGUGAACUCGAUCUUCAAGGAGCUCGGCACCAUGAUCCACGAGCAGGGCGCCGUGGUGAGCAGCAUCGAGUCGAGCGUGGAGUACGCGGCGCAGGACGUGGAGGCCGCCACCCGGGAGCUCAACACCGCCGCCACUUACAAGAACAAGUUGAGGAAGAAGAAGAUCUACCUGGCGAUAAUCCUGAUCAUAGUGAUCGCUAUCAUACUCAUAAUCCUGUUCGCGCACUGAGCCGUCCGAAUGUGCUGACUCGACCCGCCCCUGCCUCCUUCGCAAGUAUCGUCACCACACAUCACACAUAAAAAAUAUUAUUUUAACCCAUUUUAUUAUAUCAAAUUAAGUUACCACGAUAAUCAGGUUGAAGGCCCUUUUAAAAUUAUUUAUUUCAUCAUUUGAAUAUACAUUAUGUACAUAUAUUCCUAUGAUAGUCAGGGAUCCCUAGAACAUUACACCUGAUUACUAACAAGGUUAUUCGUGAGUAGCUUCAUCUGGAUGAGACGAUCAACUUUUUUAUUUACGAAAAUUCUUGAUUCUGGUAGCUAAAUGAGUUACCAGGAAAUGAAAAUUUUAGAGCGUCGGAACGAGAUAAUGUAGUUACCUCAGUUAAUUUGCUUGUUAGUAAUAAGUUGUACAAAAUGUUCUAGGGAUCCCUGACUAUGAUCCCUGUGAGAUUUAAGAAAACUUAUUUUUUUUUAAUUUUAAAUGAAUUGCAUUUUUAUGACGUAAUGUUAUGUUACCAGUUUUAAAAAUAUGACGUCACUUUUACGGAAAAUUAACACAAGCCAUAAUGAUCGGUUGACAGUCUCUGCUCGCACUGUUUUUAUGUAUUUACUAGUACUUUUCCGUAUAGUACUCGGUGCUAGUGUUUUUCAGAUAGCAUGGGUACGGUGACAGUUCGUGUCACUCUUAAAAGUUUGCCGCGAUUCACCAUAUAAUAGUACACAUUAUGAACGUCAUAAGGCAACUGUCACCAUCUGAAAAACACUUUAGAGAUGUGACUGGUUAAAGCAGUUUACAUCUUUAAUGUAAUAAUUGUUUAUGCUAUAUUUUUUAAAUGUAAUGAAAUAAAUCUUCAGUUUAAUCUUAAUUGAUUAUUGCAUAUUUUGACGCUAAAUGAAAUUAAUAUUGUUUUAACAAUUGUGUAAAUAUGUUUUGUGCUUAAUUAAAUUAUAUUGUAAUUUUAUAAUUAUUGUAUUAUGUAUUAAAAUACAUAUAUUGUAUUUGAAUUAACCCACUAUAUCUCCAACCCUCUCAUUGGGAUCUCAGGUCCAAAUUACCCCACGGGUGAGCUAUAAGGAUACUUCGAGUUACACUGACUUACGUUGUGUUCUAGUGUUAAUCUCAUUGAGCUCUUAUAGUAAAAGGACGCACAGUUAUGUAGAAAAUUUCACUUAAAAACUGGUCCAUUUUGCUUUGACAGUUUUAGAAUUAUUGGUAAAGAAAAUUAUAGCUAAAGGCCUUAAAUUUUCAAUAAAAUUCCAAAUUCAGAGCAAAUUCAACGUUAAGGUUGAAUUUGCAAAUGUGACUACUUGAAUUGAGUGCCAAAAAGUUGUGUUUGGCACUCAUUGAGUGUGGACGUUUUUUGGUCGCUAAUUGUGCAUCCACUUUAUAAUAGGAGAUCGAUGGUUAAACUUGAUAUAUUGUACAUUCCAUGGGGAGAUUGUCAAUUUUAAUUACUAAAUGCAAUGAGAUUAUUUAUCUAUGAUACUUAAUUACUUUAGCGAAAAUAUUUUAUUUAAUCAAAUUGAUACAUUUAUACUCAAUAUUCAUGAAAUUUUGAAUCGUGGUUGCUGAUUAAUAUUUUAUUUAUUCGGUCGUCGCUUACUCAUAUCGCUCGAACAUUGCACACCACAUAUAAUCCACAUUAGAAUGUGCUGCGCUGGAGCGAUUUAUUAAAAAUACAUAUUUGCAAAUAAAACGUCCAAAUGUAUGUAUGGUUAAAACAGAAUCAUGUAUUAUUAUUAUAAGUUCAUUAUAAUUUAGUAUUUACAUUACCUACUCAUAAUGUUACUCAUGACUAUUUUUAUAUUUUAAUCUAAUAUUAAUUCUUCUUAAUAUAUUGAUUUUAAAAUAUUAUAUUACAAUCGUUAUUUCAUUUAUGAUUUUUUUCAUCUCACGUUAAAAUGCAAAUUAUUUUUGUAAAUAAGUUAUUAUUUAAAAAAAAAUAUAUAUAUAAGGCCGUUUGGUUUAAAAGCAAAUCGAUCAGCUUUAUAAUUUGAAGAAUCUUCAACACGUAUGAUGGCAAAUAUCGGAAGCGAUAUACCAAGUAUAUACAUACACAUACAUACAGCCGAACGUAGAACCUCCUUUUUUUAAGUCGGUUAAUAAAAGAGGUAAAGUUUGUCAGUUUCAGGGGCUAAUCUCUGUAUGUACGAAGCCGAUUUUGAAAAUCCUUUUAUCAAUGUAAAGCUACGUUAUUUGUGAGUGUCAUAGGCUAUACUUUAACCCCUUAAAUCCCACGGGAACGGAACUACGCCAGUGAAACCGCGUGGCGUUUGCUAGUCAUUUAUAAUUGUCAUAAAGCCUAACCCAAUUUGAUAAUUGAGGCAGGUUAUGUUUUUAUAAUAAUUGUAUAACUAUUAGACGUCAUACUUAUCUAUACCGACUUAAAGACUGGUCGAAGAAAAAUUAACCUGCGAAUAAUCGUUAGUGAAGGAUUCCAAAACAUUCGACGCGGAAUUAAACCCUGAGAAAGGGUUAUUUUUUAUUUUCGCAAAUUUUAUAACCUAAUAAAGGCCCUCAGCUUUUUGACGAUAACUCAAAAACUAUUAGUGAUAUUGUAAAUUCAAGAAAACACCCUUGAAGAAAAACAAAUUUACUAAAAAAACUGCAACUUGCAGAAGUCUGGCUAAACAGUUACUUUUUUAUAACCUAAAAUCAAAAUCCUAAAUUGUUUUUAGGUUGGCUAAAAUUUUGGCUUGCAGAAAAUUAAAAUAUACGCCUUUUGCAAAAUUAUUUUAUUAUAUGAUUAGUAAUUAUAAAAUGAUGAAUGUAGUUUGUAUUCUAUCAUCAAUUCUAACGAUUAUUCACAGUUUGAUUAGUCUAAUAUUGUAUAGUUGAUAAGUUUGUUACAAACUUAUCAAAAUGUUAUUUUAAAAUUGAGUAUUAUAUUACAAUUGCAUUACGAUGAAAUGUCGCGCUUUUAUAGUGCCACAUAAUAAAGUUGACAUUUUUUUGCAAAGGAUCUUAAAUUGUUCUACUAGAUUGAAAAAAAAAUUAUAUUUUUGAGAUACGAUUGAACAAAUUUCGGGAUCCGCACCGGAGAGAAAAUAAAACAACCAAGGCACUCGGCCGCUCCAAUGCGAAUCUUGUUUAUUGUAAAAAACUUCACAAUAUAUACCUUUUGUACGAACCACUCGAUAUCGCGAUACAAAGUUACGGACUUCACAUACACUGCCAUCUAUCGGCACAUCGCGUCGAAUGGUCGAUUAUACAACGAUCAAAAUUUCUUUUUUUUUUUUAAAUACGUGCCAAUACGUUGUCGUUCAUGAUGGUCUAUAUUUCAACUGUUUCAUGGCGGCACACUAACACUAAACCUUAAUAACCAGAUGGAGUGUUUGACAAAAUUAUUAGUUAAUUAUUAGUUUGACGUUUAUACUAAUUAGUGACAUCGUGACGUCACAAAAUGGACGACAGCGUUUUUAACGUUUGUAAAAUUUGAUUAUGUACAUAAUUUUUGAAUUGAGUUUACUAUAAAAUCCUUAACUUUUAUUAAUGGACUAGCGGACGCCCGCGACUUCGUUCGCGUGAAUCUCGAUGUAAACUUUCAACUACCCGUACCCUACCUUCUCAACCCUACCCCUUUCAUUUAUUAAUUUUUUUCUGUCAUAAGAACCUUCUCCUGACAAUAACAAACAACUCCUGACAAUGUGUCGACGCAACGCACUCAUGAGGCAUCACUUUAUCGUAAAGAAACAACUGACCCAGGUAGUCUCUGUAAGGGUCACGUAUUCAACAAACAUUUCACAAUUAACUGCCUAAUGAAACGACCCUCUUGAGUGGUUAGUGCGAGGUUCUGUACGUAUUUGAUAGCGUAAAUUGAAUUAAUAUGCAAUUGAAACAGCGCCAUCUACGUAGAUUGUAUUUUAUCUUACUCUCACUAGAUGGCGUAAAAGUUAACUUGGGUUUGUAUGAAAUUGCAUUUUAAAAAUCAGAGAAAAUACAAUCCAACUUAUUUUCCAAUUCCUCGAUGGGUUCCUAAACUACUGAAGCAAUUUAAAUCAAUUUUACACACUGUGUGCAGAUUGAUCCGCCUUGAAAGGGGGUAGUUUAGGAGUAGGGUAGGUUUUAGGGUAGAGGUAGGGAAGAAUUAAGAGCACAGAAGUCAAUGCGAAGCUUGACCGGGUCCGCUAGUUCCAUACAAAUUCACUUUACGCGAUCGAUUGAGACAUACGCGCACUCGACACCAUGACUAGAAUUUGUCAUAUAUAGUGUGACAUAAAGGAGUAGAAGUUAAUAAAAAUGGGACUAAUAAACUCGCUAUGUGGCAACACCACGUUUACUAACAUUAACACAGCGAUCUAUAGUUAUAGAGCAACCAAUUAUUAUUGAUAGUUUUAUCGGAUUAUUAAAACCAUAGUGGAAAAUCGGAUAAUUACCAGAUGAAUUACAAUAAAUAUCAUUUAUUUAGAUGAGAUUUACUUUAAAUUUAAAUUUGAUAAAUAUAAAUCAUUAAAUCAGCUAUCUUAGUACUCUUCGGCACUAGAUGGUGAGUGUAAAUAUUUUCCAAAUAUAUUUUAUUUAUUUAUUUAUAGGUAUUAGAUAGUAGGUAUAUAAUAUAAUUUUCAACAGAUUAUCUUAUUUAAAAUAAGAACAAACAUUAGCUAUGUAUAGAACAAAAUAUCAAUCAUCAACAAGGUUGUACAUGACAGUACACAGGGUUACCAUAAGAACGACAAUAAGUGACUACAGCGCCCUCAUUUAUUUUCUACUCUUUUAUGUCGAACUAUACCUACCAGCGGCGAAGAGUCCAUACAGGCCGAUUCCCGCCGGGUUACCUUUUAAAAACCAUACAUAUUCAUUAUUGAAAUAAAUAUAUUAUCCAGGUAAUAUGGAUGUAUGAGAAACCGGAGUUUGUAUCAAGCGGUAUGAACAUCCUUUUCUUUGGGACGGCUUACCUUCGUCAAAAUUCCAUCCUUCGCCACUGAUACCUACUCACCUAAUUCUAAGCUCACAACUGCGUUUUGAUAUUGUAUUAUAUUACUAACAAUUACUUAUAAAUAAAUUUGUAUUAGUGAAAUGAUAUUCUAUGUGCGCCACUUCUAGUGACGUUCAAAUCGUAACAAAAAAUUUUGACAUCGACUUUUACCUCUGAACCUAGUUAUAGUGAAUGGAUUUUAAUUAUUUUUAUUUUAUUUAAAUGCUUAGGCUAUUUACUAAAAUGUAUACUUAUUAUACCUACCGCAUUUUUGUUUAAUCUUCGCUACUUACUUCGAACUAAAAAUAAAGUGUAGAUAUUGAUUUAGUUUUUCGAAAAUCAAGUUUUCAUCGAAUCUCAACUUAUGAAAGCACCUAGAAAGCAGUUAUCUUGACUAUUUUUUCGAUCGUUCAUAAAUUUUUGAUAAAAGCGAUAUUAUUCAAAUUAUUUUACAUUUCAAGUUAUCAAAAAAAAAAAAACAAAAUUGACCUUUUCUUUUCCCUAAUCUCCGAAACAACUGAAACUAAUAUUUUGAACAAAAUACAGAAAUUAGCUUUCUACAGACAUAUUAUUAAAGGAAAACUAUGAAAAAUUAUUUAAGAGGAAUAUUGGAUAAUUAAAAAAAAGUAUAAAUGCAACUGCAUCGUGUUACAUAUCAAAUUAAAGUGUUAGUUAAGAGCUUAAUUAUACUUAAAUUUGAAACUUAAUGAAAAUAAUUUUCAUAAAGUUUCUUAAAAAUAUGUAGGUAUAUCAUUAGUUUUUAUUGGAAAAACUUUUUAUUAUAAAGCAUAAGAAAUCAAAUGGAAAAAAUCAUUAAAAUCCAUUUAAUAACUGGAUUCCUUCAUUUAUCGUUGAUAGCGGUUAAAUUGACUCGAUUAAAUGUAAUUUUCGUACCAAUAAAUAGGAACACACGUCACACACUUGACGUAUGUACACCUAACCACAUCCAAAGCCUGACAGACUAUAGUCGGAUGCAAUCAAUAAGACGUGUCUGAACAUCGUGCGAGCUGCAAACAAGAUUUUAGCUCGCCUCCCUCACACCCGCGGUCGCCUCAUUCGUCUUAAUUUUAUCUUGUUUUUUUUACAAGUUAGCCCUUGACUACAAUCUCACGUGAUGGUAAGUGAAGAUGCAGAUGGAAGCGGGCUAACUAGUUCGGAGAAGGAUGAAAAUCCACACCCUUUUCGGUUUCUACACGACAUCGUACCGCUAAAUCGCUUGGCGGUACGUCUUUGUCGGUAAGGUGAUAACUAGCCACGGCUGAAUCCUCCCACCAGCCAGACGUGGACCAAUUAAGAAAAUCUCAAUCGGCCCAGCCAGGGAUCAAACCCAGGACCUCUGUUUUAUAAAUCCACCGCACAUACCACUGCGCCACGGAGGCCGUCGAAUUUUAUGUAUGACUUGCGCGGAGACACCUGCGGCUCAUUUCGGAGACGUCAUAAAGAUUGUGUCCGAUUAUACCAUAAGUAGACAAACGUUUUUUCUUGAGUUCUUAAGAUGUAUAUAGGGUUGCCACCAGUUUUUAGGGUUCCUAAUUUGCGUAUGUACAAAAACGGAACCAUUUUACGAUCACACGCGUUACUGUGUGCCUAGUGGGAGUUUUCAAUAUUUUCAUACUGUUACUAUCACGUUGACGUUUACGCAAAUUUAUAUGGAAUUGAAACAGUUGUGCAGUAGUGCCACUAGAUGGCGUUGUUUCAAUUCCUUAGAAAUUCGCGUUUACGUUACGUGACAGUAACAGUAUCAAACUGCCACUAGGCCCUCUGAAUGUCCGUCUGUCACAUUAAAUUUUUAAUUAUAUAGUAUUGUACGUUAUUUCACAUGAUUUGAUUUGUACGAGUUUUAUUUAGAUUUUUAAACUUUUGUUUGUUUUGUAAACUGACGCAAUAAAGUCUUACUUUCAAAUUUAUUUACAUAACUUUAAACACCGACUGUGAGAUGGUAUUAUGAUAGCUUUUUAUUUGGUUAUUUUAACACUAGUUGAUUUUCAACAUAUAUUAAUAAGUAGGUAUACUUUUUGUACGAAAAAGGUGGCAUCCCUAUGAGUAUAUCAUGUAAAAGCAUUCAUGAUAUUUCUAUUUUCUCUCAUCAAUAUAUUGAAUGAGCCCUUACGCUUUGAAUGUCACACAAUGUAUAGCCGGACCAGAAAAAUAAAAACCUCGCCUCGCAGGAAACAAUAGUAGAUUGUUAUACAAGGGGCUAAAAAGACCCAUUAUAUACGAGGUAUUUUUAGACCUAAAUAGAAACCGAGUUUAUAAUGGGUUUAGCCCCGCGUGUUACACAAUACUUUUCACUACAAUUGCGAGAAAACAAAAUAACUCGGUACAGUAUUCAAUGUUUUAUUUUAUUUGAAAAUUAAAAUGUAGGUACAAAAUGCUACAACUUUGGAUGUUUCGGGGAGAUGCUUUUACCCGGUAACUUAAUUUCCGACUACAGUGAAGUUGAAUAAUGAGUAUGAGGGGUAAACAUGUUAGAUAAUUGUUUAAAAAACACCAUGCGUAAGUUGUAAGUAAGAAUGCACUUGUGAACCACAAGUCGGUUUUUCUCCACUUAUUAAAUUUUUCGUAAGUAGGUGUUUCAUUUGUAAGUCUUUUGAUCCAUCACCAUUCUCUCUAGAUAAAAGACAUAACAAUUAAUGUUGCGAAACAUGUAAAUUACGGUCACAAAUUCACAAUUAAUUUAUUUAAAAAUAUCAAGUAAUCAGAUAAUUCACGACAAUAAUUGUUUUUAAAUUCUCGCACUUUAAUUAUAUUUUCUUUAUUAAUAUUUUUUUCCGUGAAGAAAAGGCAAAGGUAUUAGGUACACCGUACACCUUUGUCUUCAAAUCUCGCUCUAUAAAUUCGCAACUCAAUAAAAAUUCAAUAAAAAAAAUAACCGCAUUCCACAGACAAGAACGCUGCAUUUUAUUCCAAUUCCAAGUUUUAUUUUUACCAAACAGUCAGGACCUUACCUCUGGCUCAAUCGCUCGACGCGCGAAGCCAUAUAACCAAAAGAAGAAGAAGAAGGUCCUUACUGGAUGAUUCUAUUUACGAAUAAAACCUCCAUGGUUAUAAAGUAGGCUAGUACUUGGCUAGUACUCGUAACAGAGAAUAAUUAAAAAAACAAAAUUACUUUAGCCCCUAGAGGCUAAUAUGCUUGUUUAGCCCCGCUGUGGAGUGGUAAUAUGACUAUGUUUUUGAGCAAGAGUAGUGAAAAGUAUAUUUUUAUUUGGCACCCCCAAGCCAGGCAUAUAUUUCUGGCCUGGCUAUACUGUACAGGCCACUAACCGUGUCCGAUAUAUUGUAAGUUGUAUGUUAGCUUGCAACAAUAUACUCGUCGAUGGUUGCA